Messenger RNA from Girardinichthys multiradiatus, 11143 nucleotides. It is a transcript of the gene cacna1g, whose product is annotated as calcium channel, voltage-dependent, T type, alpha 1G subunit. The record is from RefSeq and is a predicted model, not a curated record. Gene Ontology annotation, molecular function: low voltage-gated calcium channel activity; voltage-gated sodium channel activity. NCBI's taxonomy places the organism in Eukaryota, Metazoa, Chordata, Actinopteri, Cyprinodontiformes, Goodeidae. Gene Ontology annotation, biological process: calcium ion transmembrane transport; sodium ion transmembrane transport; calcium ion import. Gene Ontology annotation, cellular component: voltage-gated sodium channel complex; neuron projection; plasma membrane. The transcript has 40 exons. Bases 717 to 8471 code for a protein of 2584 amino acids.
ACCGAGCUGUGUAGUCUGGAGCAGACCUGAGCGAGAGCAGGAGCGCCCGGUCUUUCAUGUGCGCAACAACAGAGGAGGAGGGGACAGGGUGUUCGGUGCUUUCAGUGCGCAACGACGAGGAUGCGCAGCCGCAUCUCCAUGGAUCUUUAAGAAUAUAUAACUGAUAAGGAGUCAGUGCACUGGAAACGGUACUGGGUGCGAUUAAAAGUGUUGGAUUCUCUUCCUGAAUGAGGAAAACCACUGGGGACUAGGCUGGGGAUUGGUUAUUUUACUCCUUUUUAAAGGGUUUGCUGAUCUGCCCUGAGAAGAAGGAAGUUUCUGCGCAGCGUCUUUAUUCUAACAAAGGUUUAAUGUCUCUCUUCACAUAAGAUGGCCAUGAGGUUUUGGUGAGGACCCCUGGAGAGGCUUCGUCUCGGAGCGCCAGGGGGGACCGGGGCCUGAGCGCACCGCGUCUGCAUCAGCGAAGCGCGGCGCACCACCUGGAAACUAUAUACGCUUGACGCACCAAAUCCACAAGAAGGGAGAGGGGCUCAGCUUUUUUUUUUCUUAAACGCGCUGCUCUCCUCACCUUCGUUUAAUCUUUUCUCUCUUCUCGCAAAUGGAGUUUUGUUUCAACCUCCGGCUGGUGUGGACUUUACGGCUAGGACAGAAACUGAUCAUGUGAUGACAGAGCGCGCUUUUGGCACAUCUACAGAGUCCAUUACAGGAGCUGAGUGAUGGCUGAGGAUGGGGGAAAUCUCUCCGCGCUCCCUGAAGCCAGGGGCUCCGAGGCUCGCUCCUUUCUGCCGAGGACUUUCAUUCGGCUCAACGAUCUGUCUGGGCUGGGAACGGGAGGCGGGCAACGUGUCAGCUGUGGCAGCGAGCUGGUGAUGGAGGCGGCGUCUCCGGCGUCUGAUGGGAUCUCUGCGGCCGGGGACGAGGGUUCGAUGCACGGUGGAGGAGAGAGUCUGCCCUACCCCACGCUGGCCCCAGUGGUCUUCUUCUACCUGAAACAAACCACGCGUCCCCGGAGCUGGUGUCUCAAAAUGGUCUGCAACCCAUGGUUUGAGCGAGCGUCCAUGUUGGUGAUCCUGCUGAACUGUGUGACUCUGGGCAUGUUUCAUCCCUGUGAAGACAUCGACUGUGACUCUGAGCGGUGCAAAAUUUUACAGGACUUUGAUGACUUCAUCUUUGCCUUCUUUGCCAUUGAGAUGGUGAUCAAGAUGGUAGCCCUGGGGAUUUUUGGCAAGAAGUGUUACCUUGGAGACACAUGGAACCGCUUGGACUUCUUCAUAGUAUUGGCUGGGAUGUUGGAGUACUCACUCAACCUGCAAAACGUUAGCUUUUCAGCAGUGAGAACGGUUCGCGUGCUGAGACCACUGAGAGCCAUCAACCGGGUGCCAAGUAUGCGCAUCCUGGUCACCCUGCUGCUGGACACGCUGCCAAUGCUGGGUAAUGUGCUGUUGCUCUGCUUCUUUGUCUUCUUCAUCUUUGGGAUCGUUGGUGUCCAGCUGUGGGCUGGCCUGCUCAGAAAUCGCUGUUUCGUCAAAGACAACUUCUCCUUCCCUCUGUCCUUGGAGCUUGGAAAAUAUUACCACACAGAAAAUGAUGAUGAGAACCCCUUCAUCUGCUCUGUUCCCCGAGACAACGGCAUGAGGGAGUGCAGCUCGAUUCCCAAGCUGUAUGAUGAAGAGAGACAGCAGUGCAAUCUGGAUAUUGACUCCUACAACAGCACAGACAACACCACCUGUGUCAACUGGAACCAGUACUACACCAACUGCUCCGCUGGCCUCAUCAACCCCUUUAAGGGGGCCAUCAACUUUGACAACAUCUGCUAUGCGUGGAUAGCCAUCUUUCAGGUGAUUACUCUGGAGGGCUGGGUGGACAUCAUGUACUUUGUGAUGGAUGCCCACUCCUUUUACAACUUCAUCUACUUCAUCCUACUUAUCAUUAUUGGCUCAUUCUUCAUGAUUAAUCUGUGCCUGGUGGUUAUUGCAACUCAGUUCUCAGAGACCAAGCAGAGGGAGAGCCAGCUGAUGAAGGAGCAACGAGUGCGCUUCAUGUCCAAUGCCAGCACUCUGGCCUCCCUGUCUGAGCCAGGCUCUUGCUAUGAUGAGCUGCUGAAGUAUCUGGUCCACAUCAUCCGAAAGGGGGCCAAGCAAGUGGCUCAUGUCUGCAGGUUUUUGGCCCGCCGUGCAGGACUUAACAUUGCGUCCUCACCGCCAGCUUCAGAACAACAGCAUAGCCAGAGGCAGAGGAGGAGGAGGAAACCCUCCAGGCAGGGGUCUAUGUCAGUUCAUCAAAUGGUGCACCAUCAUCACCACCACCAUCAUGAUCACUACCAUCUUGGUAAUGGCAGCAUCCAGGAGGGAGGGAGCAUGAGGUGUCUGGAAGGACGGGAUGUUGAGGCAGGGCCUCCCAAAGCGACCACAGGCAUUGUAUCACUGGGCUUGGCACCACCAUCUUCUUUGAUAGCCGCAUCCUCUGACUCAAACCUUGCAGUAUUGGGAAAUCUCACCUCUGGGGCAACUGAUUCAUCUUCAGGUUGUAGUGCCCUCAGAGCAGAAGCUUCUCAUAUCACUUUGUUUCCCAACAACCGGGGAAACUUUCCAAUGGCCUUCCUGGCUCCGACUCCCACAUCCAGGGUCAUGAAGAGAAACUCUGUUCCAUUUGCUGCUCCAGGGCCUAAGAACUACCCCACUCUCCAGGCCAGAGCCCUGGCAGAGUCCAUGCGAGGGAGUGUCACUGCCAGCACGCUAACAAAUCUGAGUUUUAACCUCAAUAUCCCACCCAUGCAUCUGGAGAGACGGCCAUUGAGCCUGGUGGACACAUGCACUCCAACAGCCCAGCUCUCCUGCCAGCUGUCAGCUCGUGAGCUCAUCACCAUGGACACAGCUGGCCUGACCAUGAACCCUGAGACCUGCCCUGAUUGCGCAAAGGCACUGACUAAUAAGUCAGAGGGUUUUACUGAGGGCAACGAGACACCAGGUGACUCGGACAGUGACGGGGUUUAUGAGUUAAGCCAGGACUUCCACCACAGGGACAGGAGAGACAGCCGGCAGCCCAGAAAGAAACGUAGAAGGUUGGGCAAGACAGCUGCUAAGGUUGUCCACUUUUGGAGGCUGGUGUGCGACACCUUCAAGAAGAUUGUGGAUAGCAAGUACUUUGGUCAGGGGAUUAUGAUUGCCAUUCUGAUUAACACUCUGAGCAUGGGGAUCGAGUACCAUGAGCAGCCUGAAGAGUUGACCAAUGCCCUGGAGAUCAGCAACAUUGUCUUCACCAGCCUGUUUUCCCUGGAGAUGCUGCUCAAGGUUUUGGUCUAUGGGCCUUUUGGUUAUAUCAAGAAUCCCUACAACAUCUUCGACGGCAUUAUCGUGGUGAUCAGUGUUUGGGAGAUCGUGGGUCAGCAGGGUGGUGGCCUGUCUGUACUAAGAACGUUCCGGCUAAUGCGGGUCCUGAAGCUGGUCCGCUUCAUGCCAGCCCUGCAGAGACAGCUGGUGGUGCUCAUGAAGACAAUGGACAAUGUGGCCACCUUCUGUAUGCUGCUUAUGCUCUUCAUCUUCAUCUUCAGUAUCCUGGGGAUGCAUCUAUUUGGCUGUAAGUUUGGCACUGAGAGGGAUGGAGACACACUGCCGGAUAGAAAAAAUUUUGACUCCCUCCUUUGGGCCAUAGUGACUGUGUUUCAGAUCCUGACCCAGGAAGACUGGAACAAGGUGUUGUAUAAUGGCAUGGCCUCCACCUCUCCUGUAGCAGCACUUUACUUCAUCGCACUCAUGACUUUUGGAAACUAUGUCCUCUUCAACUUGCUGGUAGCCAUCCUGGUGGAAGGAUUCCAGACUGAGGAAAUUACCAAGCGGGAGGACUUGCAUGCCCAGCUGAGCCUAAUUCAACUACCUGUAGACUCAGGGGGGGAUACUUCUAAAACCGGUUCAGAGAUCGAUUCAGUUGCACGAAGUAUGGAAGAUGUCAAUGGCAGCAAAAAGGAUUUAUCAUCAUCCACAGUAGUGCCUGUAAAUGGUCAUGUGGAAAUGAAGACCAGUCUGUCUCCACCACUCAUUACCCACACCGCUGCCACGCCAAUGCCUGUCCCCAAGUUGCCCAUGGCAGGCGAUCCUCUCCUGGGAUAUGAAUCCCGUCAAGGCAGCAAUGUCUCCAUGGACCCAGUCUGCUAUGAUAAAUCACCUACUAGUGCUCGCUCCUCUCCCCAUGGCCAAUGGAACUCUGGCAGUGGCUGGGCCAGCCGCAGGUCCAGCUGGAACAGCCUAAGUCGUGCGCCAUCAUACAAGCGGCAGAAGCGGCAGUCUGUCGAGCGGCGAUCUCUCUUGUCUGGGGAGGGCGACUCGAGCUCCGAAGAAGGAGAUGGUGGGGGCGAAGGUGGGGGAGAACUGAUGGAUGAAGAUGACACAUCCCUUACCAGGACAGACUCAAUGUCACAGGCUCAGAGAGGACCAUUGCACAGGAGGAUGGAGUCUGUAGAAACCCGGAGCUCCCUGGAUUUGCCCCCUGAAGCCUUACUGCAGGUGCCCUACCUGUAUCGCUCAGCCAGCAUGCACAGCUCCAGACCCCCUUCCCUGGGUCAUUUACAACCUCCAGAACACAGCGACUGUAAUGGGAAGGGAUCUCCAUCAGCCCUCAGCCCAACUAAUGUAUUUCUGGAGGAAAAUACUGAAGACGAGAAUGUGGAGGACGAGGUCAACCUGAGCCGUUUUGACAGGAUACUCCGAUGGAUGGAGAAAAAGCAGCCAGAAUGGUGUCGGCAGAGAGAUACAUGGUCUCUCUACCUGUUCCCCCCAGAGUCAAGGUUCCGAAUCCUGUGCAAUAAGAUCAUCACUCACAAGAUGUUUGACCAUGUUGUGCUGGUGAUCAUCUUCCUCAACUGCAUCACCAUCGCCAUGGAGAGGCCUUGCAUCAAGCCCGGCAGUGCUGAGCGGAUCUUCCUGACAUCGUCCAACUACAUCUUUACAACGAUCUUUGUGGCAGAGAUGACUGUAAAGAUUGUGGCCAUAGGCUGGUUCUUUGGGGAAAAAGCCUACCUGAGGAGCAGCUGGAACAUCCUGGAUGGGAUGUUGGUGAUGAUUUCUGUUGUUGACAUUCUGGUGUCUCUUAUCUCCAACUCCGGAACCAAAAUCUUAGGCAUGCUCCGAGUACUGAGGCUGUUGAGGACGCUCAGGCCACUUCGUGUGAUCAGCAGAGCCCCGGGGCUGAAGCUGGUAGUGGAGACACUGAUGUCAUCACUCAAGCCAAUCGGCAACAUUGUGGUGAUCUGCUGUGCCUUCUUCAUUAUCUUUGGCAUCCUUGGAGUACAGCUUUUUAAGGGAAAGUUCUUUAUUUGUCAAGGAGAGGAUGUGAAAAACAUUACCAACAAGUCCGAUUGUUUGCAAGCCAACUACAAAUGGGUCCGGCACAAGUACAACUUCGACAAUCUGGGGCAGGCUUUGAUGUCUCUUUUUGUACUGGCCUCAAAAGAUGGAUGGGUUGAUAUCAUGUAUGAUGGCCUUGAUGCUGUAGGAGUUGAUCAACAACCGAAAAUGAACUACAACCCAUGGAUGCUGCUCUACUUCAUCUCCUUCCUGCUGAUUGUGGCCUUUUUUGUGCUCAACAUGUUCGUGGGUGUGGUGGUGGAGAACUUCCACAAGUGUCGGCGCCACCAGGAGGCCGAGGAGGCCAAACGCAGGGAGGAGAAGAGACUGAAACGAAUGGAGAAAAAGAGAAGGAAUUUAUUGGUUCCGGGGGUGAGUUGGGCCCUCUCUGACGGCACACUGAAAGAAGCUCAGAGUAAGCCUUACUACUCCGAUUAUUCCCCCACUCGGCUGCUCAUCCACAAGAUGUGCACCAGCCAAUACCUGGACCUCUUCAUCACCAUUGUCAUAGGGCUCAACGUCAUCACCAUGUCCAUGGAGCACUACGAGCAGCCACAGGAGCUUGACAAUGCAUUGAAGAUCUGCAACUACAUCUUCACCCUUAUUUUUGUUUUGGAAUCAGUCUUCAAACUGGUGGCUUUUGGCUUUCGUCGCUUCUUCAAGGACAAAUGGAACCAGCUGGAUCUUGCCAUUGUGCUGCUGUCCAUCAUGGGUAUCACUUUGGAGGAGAUUGAGGUCAACGCUUCACUGCCCAUCAACCCCACCAUUAUUCGCAUCAUGAGAGUGCUGAGGAUAGCAAGAGUGCUGAAGCUCCUGAAAAUGGCGGUUGGAAUGAGAGCUUUGCUGGACACUGUUAUGCAAGCUCUGCCUCAGGUGGGGAAUCUGGGUCUGCUCUUCAUGCUGCUCUUCUUCAUCUUUGCUGCGUUGGGAGUGGAGCUGUUUGGCGACUUGAUCUGUGAUGAGCUACAUCCAUGUGAGGGUCUGGGCCGCUACGCCACUUUCAGAAACUUUGGGAUGGCAUUUCUGUUGCUCUUCAGAGUUUCCACAGGCGAUAACUGGAAUGGCAUCAUGAAGGACACGCUGAGGGACUGCGCACAAGACACUGGGACAUGCUACAACACUGUUGUCUCUCCCAUCUACUUCGUUUCUUUCGUCUUGACCGCCCAAUUUGUCCUGGUCAACGUGGUCAUCGCAGUCCUGAUGAAGCACUUAGAGGAGAGCAACAAGGAAGCCAAAGAGGAGGCGGAGCUGGAGGCAGAGUUAAACCUGGAACUACAAAUGGAGGCGGCAGACAUGACAAGAUCGCCCCAGCUCAACCCUCUGGCCCUGGGCAUGGAUAGGUCGAGCUUGGGGGGUUCCCCCUGGAGGUGCACUGGAGGUGGGGACAUGGAGCAGGAGAGGGAAGGUCCUAUGGAUGCUCCCACUGCUGAUAUAACCAGAAACUCUGUAGACAUCAGAGCAGAACCCCCCUCAUACCUUGAGCCCCAGCUAGAGUUUGUGCAGCGGAGAGCGCUUUUUGACUCGAUCUCCCUGGUCAUCCAGGGCUCAAUGGAGGGAGAGUUGAGUUUGAUGGACAACCUGUCUGGCUCGAUCUGCCACCACUACGCGCUGCUUCCCAGGCCUAACAAGCACAGCACUGACAAGAAGAUCCCUCUAGCGGAGAUGGAAGCUCUGUCUCUGGCCUCAGAGAAAUCCUGGUCCCUAGCUCUGACAGACGACUUGGCCCCUGAUGAUUUUAACCCCCUCUUUCUAACCACUCUGGAAUGCAAUCCGGAGCCACCAAAGGACAACCUGCUGAGUGUCAGAAAACCUGCAGUGGGACGCACUCAUUCCCUGCCCAACGACAGCUACAUGUUCUUCCCUCUGCAGCCUCUUGGCCUUUCCUCUCCGUCUCCAGCACAGCUUGUAGCACAGUCACAGGGGCCCCAGCACCUAGUGGGCACUCGUAGGGCCCAAUCAGGUUCCAGAGGCUCAGUGCGCUCGCAGCCAGAGGAGUGCUCCCAGCAGCUGACAGUCCCCACAGACUUCUUUAGACCCAUCAGCCCCCACAGCCACUCAGACUCUGAGUGUAUUCAACAACAACCUCCUGCAAGAUGCACACAUGCACUCAGCCGUACGCUCCGCCGACAGGUUGCAGUGUCCACUGAUUCUCAGGAGGCCCUCUGUUCCGAUGAACGAGAGAGCAGUGAAGGACUUCUGAAUGUGGCAGCUGUGGACCUACCUCCAUCCACCUCUCCCUCCUCCUGUUCCUCCCAUCAUCAUCAUCCUCAUAUGCAUCUGGCUCUCUGCCUGGUACCUGCCACACUGGGUGCCUCCCCUAAACCUUUGCGUCCCAGCAGCGUGCACACCCAGCAACAGCACUGCCUUGUCUCCUACUCCUCAUUGGCAUCAUCUUCCUCAUCCUCCCAGCUGCCUCCUCUUCCCUUACUUUCCAGGCCACAACAGCAGCAACAAGAGGAGGUAGAGGAGGCAGAGGAGGUAGAGGAGGCAGAGGCGUCUUCGGUGGAUCAUGAAGUGUCCCUCAUCACAUGUGGAGGACUGGUGAAAAGUGACAACAUAGCCUUGGAGGAUGCAGGCUGCCAGGAGAGUCGGAGUCCAUGUGUGAGGCAACUCAAGAGGUUCCACAGUGUUGACACGCAGGGCCGUAGCUCCCUCGUGCCCCGCCCACGCCCUUACUCCUGGCUGGACGAUCCACGACGCCACUCUGUAGAACUGUCUUCAGCGGAGGACCCCUGUCCCCAGCGCCGCACCACCUCAACAUCUUCUGGUUUUGUGUCUCACUCCGAGAGCCUGCUGAUUCCCACCCAGGUCCCGCUUCCUUCCCCCCGACGCAAGAAGAAGAUGAGUCCACCCUGUAUAUCUGUUGACCCACCUGAUGAACUCGAACCCCAGUCUGGCCUGUACCCAAGCCUCAGUGGCAUGGGGCUGGGGGGAUUAGGAAUGCCUCCUCCUCUGCCCAGCCGGGAAACAUGUUUGAGGAGGAGAGUGCCCUCUAGUGACUCCAAAGACUUGUUUGACCUGGGAGUCGGAGAUGGCUCAGGGCAGGACGGUGGCUCACCAAAUCCCAAUCCUAGCUCUAAGCUAUUGACUCUUCCCAGCUUCUCCUUCGAGAAGACAAGCUCCGAGCACUGAACAUCAACUCUCCCAUCACACGCAGAAACUCACACACACACACGGACCUAGAUGAACCCUCCACACAUAAACACAUGAUGCACUCUGUGUAUCUGUGAUGGUGAUAGUUCUAGUAAUAAUACUGUAGAAAGUAACAAUGGUAAAACUACAACAAACGGUAAAAUUAUCCUUCAUGAGGAGUGAGGUACUGGUGGUGUGACCAUCCCUCGUCUUUGUAUUGUUACUGCUAAAACAGCCAGAGAAGAAGUGACCACCGGAGACGACAAACGAGACUGUUUCUCUUCUGCGACACCUUGCAGCUUGACCUCUGAACCUCUGGAGCAACAUCAGCAUCUGGGAUUUGGUGCCUCCCAAUGGCCACUGUCAGAACUGCCUGGUGUUGCACAGGGUGGACCUGGUCAGUGGAGAUACAAAGCAAUAUGAACGUUUUAGAGACACUAUUUUCUUAAAUUAUUGGGCCAUUGUGGACAGGAUGUUGUUUUUUUUUUUUUUUUUUCACAUCUUGUUUGUUUUUUGUUAACUACGCUUUGUCUUUCUUUUUCACUGUAUGAUAUUUCUACCUUCCUUGGUUUACUGAGGAAUGUGAGCGUUUUUUCAAAGUGCUAAAAACCACGUAUUUGUAGGAAUAUAUAUAUAUAUAUAUAUAUAUAUAUAUAUAUAUAUAUAUAUAUAUAUAUAUUUAUAUAUAUAUAUAUAUAUAUAUAUAUAAAUAUAAAAGUAUUCAUUAAACUGAGCUUGGAUUUUUAAGCACACACAUGAGACCUUGGUGGUUUUGUUUGGAGGAAGAAGGAGUGUAUGCUUGAGGGAUUUCUAUGGAUUUCUUGACAUGCAAAGCCCAUCUGUCUUUACAGGAUGUGAACACUGAAUGUUGAGCAAUUUAAAAAGUGCAGCUAUUUCAGAUUGAUCUCAUCGUUGUUUUUUUUACACUUUUUAAAGUUCAACAUUUAAGUGGAACUUAGUUCUGCUCAAAUUAACAAGCAGUUAGCAGUAAAUAUCUUUCAAAAUUCAUCAUCAUUGCACAUAUACACAGAUACAGGAUUACAAGCACAAAGAGUUCGCGACCGUCAAAUCCAGUGUUGUUAAAACUCCUGUCAAACGUUUGAUUUAAAAUCAUUUUCAUUUAACCAAUUGGUUUGCUUCUGAUGAGUCAGGCAUUUCAUAAAUUAUAAAACAGUGUAAAAAGAGUAUCAGUGUGGAAAAGAAUAACCUUUUUUCAUUUACAUUUUGAAACAAAAUGUCUUGUUACAAAGUAUUUACAGUCAUAUUCAGUAAAUCAGAAUAUUAUCGGAAAGUUCAUUUAUUUCAGUUACUCAAUUCACUAACUGAAACUCAUAUAGAUCAAUUACACACAGACUGAUGUUUGUUAGCCUUUAUUUCUGUUACUUAUGACGAUUUUCGGCUUACAGCUAAUACAAACAGGACAUUUAAGAUUAGAAUAUUACAUCAGAGUAAUUAAAAUAUUUUAAAUACAGAAAUGUGAACUUAAUGGAAAGUAUGUGUAAUACCUGUUAAAUGUUUUCAUUUUCAUGGGGUUCCUGUUAAUCUGACAAAUAAGCCUCAUUGGAACGUGUAUUCCAAUUUAUUGAAUGUGACUGUAUACCCGUCUCAAUAAUCAAUUCAAUAAAUUGGCAUUGCAAUUAAACCCUAACUAUAAUUGUUGACUAAGGUUUUGCAUGUUUCCACUGGUAUUUUAGCAAUUUAUCUUAGUCUUUGAGGGUGGAAGACAUCUUUUUCAUCACCCCAAUCAUGGGCUUUCUCCAUAUUCUCUGACAGCUCAAAUUUGGGACUCUGUUUGGGCCAUUCCAAAACAAUAACAUUACUUCUAGUUAGAAGAACGACAUGUUAACAAACUUAGAAGAUUACAUCAAACCUAAAUUGGCGGUAUAAAUUAAUUUUGGGCUAUAUCGUAUGUUCAUUAAUAGCUUAAACACCUUAUUUGCAGAAUACCUUACCCAUACUUUACUUUUAAAAGCUUUCACAUUCUCUGAAUACUGGGAGCAAAAACGUUUAUCAUUAUGUUUAAAAAUUUCUAAUGAAUACUGAAACCUACUUAAAUUUGCUACAGUAAUUAUCAACCCCAAAGGUUGCCACAUAACAUUUAAACAGUCCCAAUAAUUUUAAAGUAGAGCCUUUUGGUACUCAAAAGGUGCUAACUUCCUAUGUUUCAUUGCUAAUGCUAGCUUAAUAAUGUACAACAGUAUGUUUUCAGUUGUAGGAUUGUUUUGGUUCUAUGAUCCACAAUAAUACUGCUAAAGAAAAGUACUUUUUUUGCAUCUUUGUUUAACAAUAAAAUACAAUUUACAUAGAUUCUUCUUUUAAAAGGUCUCAGCCAGUCCAGGAGGUGGCUGUGGCCUUUGCUGCUAGAGAGAAACCACUUUAAGUAGGAGAAAACUCUGGACAAAGUUGUCUUUCCUUCAGUCAAUAUUUUACAGUUAGGUCUAGCUAAAUUCAGAAAAAUGUCAAUUUAAACAGUGAUCAUUUUUUCAGACAGCUCUUUUUGAGCAAGUUUCUGCUAAAGAGAUGUACUGUAAACAGAACAGGUCUAGAGGCUAAGCAACAUGUUUCUGAGAAGAGCUUUAUUUGGACGUUGACUGUAGUUUAAAUUCAGACCAUAUUACCACAUAUGUACAGUGCUGUGAAGAAGGAUUUCCACUCAUAAAAGGUUUCUUCUG